UUCCCUUUUGUCUCAUUGACAUCUUAAGCGAGGACCACAGCCUCCAAUCUCCCUAAGCUGUGUGGCUCAGGAUUUAUGCAUUUCCCAGAACUGCUGUACCUGUCUGCAACUUUAACCCGACCAUGGAGCUUAUAUAAAUAAACUGUCUUUGUAACUUACAAAUGUUAAGAGUGAGGAUGAGAGUCCUAAUUUGCAGCGGCUCUCCAUUCUUUCUGCAUAACUCACCACACCAUCGGAAGCCGAAACAGAUUGUGUCCAGACCUCUUUGCUGCAGCCUGAGAAAGCAAAGCGGAACAAGUCUCGGAAACACAUGGCCACCCAUCACUCUCUCACUCUUUGGUUCAGGAUUCUUCUGUGGUCCGCUUAUUGAUGGGCUUCAUUCAAGAGUGAAUCUUGUUGUCUAUCAAAAUGGGUCGAUCGACAUAGGUCCUCUUCACACCAAUAUCUGGGUACCUUUCUUGCUGGGAUUGUUUUACUGCACUGUUGGGUGGACACAACUCUUGCUGGAUGAAAGAGCUUCAUCAGACCCUCCCAAAGGAAGCCCACAGAAAACAGCAGUUUCUCUAGUAGCACUGAUACUAUUUAUUGAGUUGAGUGCUGAAAUGUACAAAGCUGGUGUAGCAGACAACAUUGAGGCCUAUAUACUAUUUGCUCUGGCAGAGUUGCUCUGGUUUUCACUGGACAGGACAUGGAUAGGUUUUACCCUGGCAUCCAUUGUGGGUCUUGGCUGUCCAUUGGCUGAAAUUCCUAUAAUGAAGUUGUUCCAUCUUUGGUAUUACCCUCAAGCAAACAUCAAGCUCCUUGAUGAGGGAUUAAUCACUUGGACAAUCACUUGUUACUUUGUUUACACGCCAUUUCUGAUAAAUUUAUCGCGCUGGCUGAAAACAAUCUUCGCGGAUGGCAAUAUCGAAGGCAAGUCUGCCUGAAGAAAAGAACUACCCAAGAGCCAGAAUGAAUGGGGCAUUCCAGUUCUAACUAGAAAGAUUUGGCUAAUACAAUCAAGUUUUCCGAUCUUUGUUUAAUGUAAUCAAACUAGUGUUUCUGAAUACCAGAAAAACGCAUUCAUUCAAUAUGCUAUUUCUCUGCUUAAAACAAUCCUCUUGGGACAAUUUACUGAUUACCAGAAGAACACAAGUGCAAUCCAUUGCAUGAUCAUUGUACAUUAAUACAUUAUUUAGUCGAUCAUAAAUAUUCUUAUAGGUACAUUACUCAACUGCAUGUAAAAAAUCAUCUUCCAUGCUUGUAAAGCUAUUUAUCAUAUCACUAACUAUUUACUUCUGCUACACUACUUUGUAAAGUGACCCAGACAGC
Molecule: messenger RNA, 1311 nt
Organism: Tripterygium wilfordii
Lineage: Eukaryota; Viridiplantae; Streptophyta; Magnoliopsida; Celastrales; Celastraceae
Exons: 5
Coding region: 162-926 (254 amino acids)
Source: RefSeq, a predicted model, not a curated record